This is a messenger RNA of Etheostoma spectabile (orangethroat darter), 3509 nucleotides long. RefSeq lists its product as uncharacterized. Bases 173 to 1318 code for a protein of 381 amino acids. The transcript is spliced from 5 exons. The record is from RefSeq and is a predicted model, not a curated record. NCBI's taxonomy places the organism in Eukaryota, Metazoa, Chordata, Actinopteri, Perciformes, Percidae.
GACUAGACGUAACUAGACGUAAUAAGACGUAAACGUAGUUUGAUAUGUUUUUAUUUAAAAUCCAAAACAUAACAACAGACCAUGGUUGUCUAAGCUACAGUGGAACAGACUUCCUUCUACAAAUCUUUUGCAGAGUUUCAAUACGUCAGUAUACAAACGAUUCAUUAAGAAAAUGCUUAGAUCCAAUUCUGGACCGAAAUCAUUUGCAAGACCUCGGCCUUCAGGAGGUAUGUACUCUUCUUCGAAGAAGUCCAAACAAACGUGUGAGAGACCUUUGUCUCCUGAAGACCUCAACCCUCCCACCACCUUGAGGGAGCACGGACGAAGGGGUGAGGGCCCUUUGUCUAGUGGAGGCACCAACCCUUCUGCCACCAUGAAGGGGCACAGGCAUUGGGGUGAGGGCCCUUUGUCUUGUGCAGAGAACCCGCCCUCUACCACCAGGCAGCAAGAACGGAGGGAUGUGACCUCUUUGUUCUUCGUUGGCACCAACCCUUCUACCACCGUGAAGGAGCACAGGCAAAAGGGUGAGGGCCCUUUGUCUUGUGCAGAGAACAAGGCCUCUACCACCAGGCACCAACUAUUAAGGGCUGUGAGAUUUUUCCCUUCUGAUGAAGUCAAGGCUGUUACUCCAAUGCGGAGACAAGCAUGGAGGAGUGAGAGUUCUUUGUCUUCAUCUUCUGAAGACGACCAGCCUUCUACCACAAGGAGGGAGCAAGAAAAAAGGGCUGAGAACCCUUCUUCAUCUGAUGAAGUCAAGCCUUUUGCUCCAAUGCGGCUUCAGGCAUGGAGGAGUGAGAGUUCUUUGUCUUCAUCUUCUGAAGACCAGCCUUCUACCACGAGGAGGGAGCAAGAAAAAAGGGCUGAGAGCCCUUCUUCAUCUGAUGAAGUCAAGCCUUUUGCUCCAAUGCGGCUUCAGGCAUGGAGGAGUGAGAGCUCUUCGUCUCUCGACCAGGAGGAGGAGAGGAAAACCUUUGGUCUGCUCUCAAGGAUUUACCUUUGGUGGCUCCACCGCAAGAUAGACGGCAUCGCUAGAGAAAUCCAGUCAACCGUCGAGGAUGAGCGCAACCUCCUGCGUCACGGUCACCUCAGUAAUUCCAAGAAAAUGGCGGAAAAAGAACGACUGCUUGACCGAAGGACGGAGCUGGUUGUGUACAAACGCAGACAAGAAUUUAAGGUGGAGAGGGAAGUGAGGAAGCAAAGACUGAAGGCAAAGAGGAAGGAAGAAAAGGUUUUGAAGAUGGAGAAAAUCUCAGAGUUAUGCAACAACCCAAAAAGGCCAACGACAGACAGGCGUAGAUUUAAAUUAUAUAGCAUUUAAGAGAAAAGGAGAGCAAUCAGAAAAAUGGCACCAAAUAGAAAGAGAUUUGACAAAACUGAAGUAAAGAAAAGUUAAAAAUUCUAUUUACACAUUAGCAACCACCAUCAAAUAUCCUCCCAACCACCUGAUAACACCCUAGAUGCUUUAAUUCAAUUACAAAAUGAUUAGCCCCCUUAUGAAAUUAUACAAAUCUCUUGAUUUCUCCAUGGAAAUGACCAUUAACAUCGAGUGUUUAUAGUGUAUUUGUUUUCAACAUAACAAAGACAAAAUGUCCACUAAGUUUGAUUGGGAUAUUUUAUUGAGUUAAAACAAGAAAGGGCAAAAUUGUUAGCCCCCAGGUCAUUAAUAUAUUAUAUUAAUGGCCUGGGGGCUAAUAUUAUAUUAAUAGUGUACCCUUUCUGUGCCACAUCUGACAACAAGCUCUUAGAGUAGUUCUUUACUAGGAUGGCUCAGGUCUCCUGAGGGAUUUUGGCCCGUUCUUCUAUCGCAAAUUGUUCCAACUGGUCUAAAUUGCGUGGUUUCUGAGCAUGGACAUUCCCUUUGAGCCCCCGCCACAGAUUCUCAACAGGAUUGAGGUCUGGGCUCUGGGUGGGCCACUCCAGGACCUUGGUUUUGGUAUCAUUCAGGAACUGUUGGACCAAUUUCGAUGUAUGCUCUGGGUCAUUGUCUUGGUGGAAGACCCAGCGACGACCUAAGGAAAGACCACAUAUUUUUGCAUAUCAUCUGUCAAAAUGUCAACAUAAUUUUCCUUUUCCAUGAUGCCAUGCACCCGAACAAGGCUCCCUGUGUCUUAGGCUGCAAAACAGCCCCACAGCAUGAUGCUCCCCCCACCAUGUUUAACUGUGGAAACCGUGUUCUUAGGGUUGAAGGCCUCUGCCUUUCUUCGCCAAACAUGAGCAACAUCCAUGUGUCCAACCAGUUCCAGUUUAGUCUCAUCAGACCCAAGUGCAGACUUCCAAAACUCAUCUUUACCUUUCAAAUGUUCACUGGCAAACCUCAGUCUGGCUGUGAUGUGCCGCUCUUUGAGUAAAGGGGUUCUUCUGGGACGAGGGCCCUGAAGCCCACCACGAUGAAGAGCCCUCACGUCUGUGUUCCUUGAAACAUCAACUCCAGGAGAGGCCAGGUCAGCAACAAUCAUCUUGCUGACAUCUCGGACUAUUUUCCUCUCCAGAGUUCUUGCGUGUGCUUACGACCACGCCCAGGUUUGUUUCUUACAGAAUUUGUCUCCUUGUACUUGCAACGUACAGGAAUGGCUAUCCCGCCAUUUCCAAAUGCUUGGAAAUGGCGGGAUAGCCUUCCCCCUUAUCAUCAGCCUCCACUCUCUUCCUUCUGAGCUCAAGACUGAUUUCCUUUGUCUUUGGCAUGGUGAGUAUAUGUAGUCGUAGUAGUAGUUUUCAGUAGCCUCUUAAUGAUGUGUUCAAGUGCCCUGUUCAUUGGAAUCCUUUUACCCUGAUUAAAUGCUCAGGUGUUGUUAGGAAGCCAAUUGACUGCACAGGUGUUUUUUUUAAAGCUGAUUGGUUAAUUAGCUUUAUUUUGAAAGCAAAAGUUCACAUGGGGGCUAAUAUUUUUGACCACCCCAUUUUGACUAUAUUUGAUGUAAAGUAAGCCUAAAAAUGUAUUUUACAUUCCAAAAUGUACCAAAAGCUACUAAAUAGCAUUGGUGAAUGUUUGAUUAUAUCAAGUUUUAUUGAGGCUUUGUGCCAGACAUGUUAUAGCCCAAUGCGUUAUGUUAUGUGUGUUAUGUGGGCAGCCGUUGUCUUCCUGUGUGUGUCUCUCCCCUUUCCCCCCCACUGUGUCUGUGUGUGUGUAUGUGUGUACGGCCGGUCGAUCUACCUCUCUGCACAGCUGCUGGUUAUUCCACUCACCAACUCUACAGUAUUUAUUCCUGGGUGAAGCUCCCCCCCGGCUCCAGAUGGAUGCACCUACCAGUGAGACCUACUCCUCCAGACCUGUUGCCGUGGCUCAUCAUCCUCAAGCCUUCCUACCUUCCCGCUGGGAUUCCAGAAAGAAAGUUUGGAUCCAGCACUGCCUGCCCUCCUCGGCCCCUAUCCAGCUCGGAGUCAGCCUACCUUGUGUUUUCUGUCCUUGGCUGCUCUUCCAGUCCCUCAAGCUGUCUCCUCGGACAUAAUGUCUACAGCGCGGACUCAUUUUUCAACAGAGACCACUGUCGUCCUCCACGGAGGCUUCUAAG